Molecule: messenger RNA, 641 nt
Organism: Darwinula stevensoni
Lineage: Eukaryota; Metazoa; Arthropoda; Ostracoda; Podocopida; Darwinulidae
Source: the annotation of a GenBank genome assembly
AUGAGGGUAGACUUACGCGAAAACACGACCAUCAGCCUUUUCCUCAAUCCUGAGGUCAUCCAGACACUGAGCAAAAAGGAUGACCCUUGCAUCCACGAUGAUAAUCAUAGCUACAUGAGAUGCAUGGAGAAUUGCUUCUGGAUGAGAUUCCAGUCAAAUCCAAAUGUAUCCUGCAUCAUCCCUUCUCUGAUGACUGAGGAAGUCAAUUUGAUGAAACCAGCGUGUGGAAAUAGAGAGGACGAACAUAACUUCUUGAUGCGUCUAGUGGUAGCCCAGAGCAUUGAUGUUCCUCGAAUGCGUCCGACUGAUUGUAAUUGUCCGAAGAGAUGCAACGUGAUCGACUAUCGCAUCUCUGCCGAUCCCAAUCCGACCUGUCAACUGGAAAUGGGGGAUGCCAAUAUCGGAGGCGCAACCAUAUACAUCAACUUCCCAUCGAAGCGGAUCCCUUAUAUCCUGGAGAAGGAGAAGGUGACUCUGCAGGAUCUGUUGUCCAACAUCGGAGGAAUCGUCGGUGUCUGCCUCGGAAUUUCCCUCAUCACCAUCUUCGACAUCAUCGAUCAGAUUUGCUACAGCGUUCGCAGCAAAAUAUUAUCGAGGCGAAAUCGGAUCAUCAAAGAUGACGAGCACUGACUGGGUCAAGG